GAACUUUGGGAACGUAUUUCAAGCCCUGCUGAUCUAAGUUCUGGAUCUGGUUUUCAUCAGUGGCAACCUUAAAUUAUGAGAGUCUGAAAAAUCAUUAUACAUCAUAUACCUCAUAUUUGGACUUUUAGUCAAAUUAAAUUUCAGCACCAUCUACUGUAACAAGUGAGUUAAUUCUAUGAUUGGUUUCUGAUUUUUUAGUCCUUCUGGCAAACUUGUACAGAUAGAGUAUGCCUUGGCUGCUGUUGCAGCUGGUGGACCUUCUGUUGGAAUAAAAGGUACAGUACAUGCAUGGGCUCGUAUCCCCAAUCAUACAGUGUUAGUAGAGCUCUAAUAGAUUUUCACCUCUUUCUCUGAUCUUCUUGAUGGCCAUCUUCCAUAAUCACUUGAAAAAGACAACUUCUGGAUGGCUGGUCAAAUUAACAAGUCACGGUUAACAGUAGAAGCCAGUCCCAUGUGAUUUUUGCCAUCUAUUCAUGGCUAUUUUGCAAAAUUCUGAUCCAAUAAGUUUCCUCCUUACAACAUAAAUGUCAAAGGAAAGGUAUUUUACUUUUAUAAUUACAUAAAAGUUUGUCUCAUUUAGCUACAAACGGAGUGGUACUUGCUGCAGAGAAGAAACAGAAAUCGAUAUUAUAUGAUGAUUCUACUAUUCACAAGGUAAUUACUUCUCUAAUGUGGAUACAAUACCUACUGUACAGUACCUAUCUAAUACAGACAUAUGUUUAAUUAGUCAUUUCCCAAAGGGACAAGAAAUAUGGCAGCUCACAUUUAAAUUAAAUGUUUAAUGUAAAAAGGAGAUAUUUCAUUUUUGGUUGUCUAAAAAAUUGAUAUUUGAUAGUAGAUACUUCUACUCUUUCACAUGUUUGACGCCUGUCACCAUAUAUUUUGUCCCUCCAAACGAUCCCAGAUUGCACUGUGUGACUGUGAUCUCUUUUGGGAAAAGGCUAAUAUGGAUACCUCUCUGGAUUAUGGACAGUGAUUUCCUUACAAGAGAAAAUAAUCGAAACAUGGUAUUGGUAGCAGUGAUUGCGAGGUUGCAGUCGUCAAUCGCUAUCACGUCGUUUCGUACUCCCGUCAUUCGCAUAUGUUAGAUAAAGUUUCAGACUUCAUACCAAGACCUUAAUAUGUCCCACGUGAAAUCAAUAAGAAGUAACGUGUUUCCAUUUUAGGUUGAGAUGAUUACAAAGAAUUCUGGUUUAGUGUAUAGCGGAAUGGGUCCUGACUGCAGGUAGAGCAAUAAAGUUUCUUGAAAAACUUAGAUUUGCAAUUUAUUAAUUUUACAAUCAUCUUGUUUGUAGACUGUUGGUGAGACGGGCGAGAAAAAUUGCCCAGCAGUAUUUUCUGGUUUAUCACGAACAAAUACCCACAUCACAGUUAGUUCAUAGGAUUGCGUCUGUAAUGCAAGAAUAUACACAGUCUGGGUAAGAAACACUAUUCACAAGUUUUGUAAGAUAAAUACAUGUAUGAAUGAUUUCUGGUCCCGAAUAGACCAAAAGUCCCGAAUAGACCAAAAACCAAUGCCCUCUCCCAGAACAAGGUUCGCAUAAAUCGGCUUACAGUACAUGAAACGAGCUUUAGGCAAAGAUUAUUUCCCUUGUACAUGAAAUUGCACAAAUGGUGGUAAAAUUAUUGUUACAGCGAGGGCCUUUGCUCCAAACGUCGAGAUUUCUUUUAUAUAACAAGAUAUUUUCAGGUAUAGCUACUGUAGAUCCUGUAACCCACUUCCAUGGUUGAGGUUGCUUGCAAGUUCACCCCACCUUCCAGUUACAUGUAUAAUUAUAUGUGUGAUAUGUUAACUUUGUUUCAGCGGCGUUCGUCCUUUUGGUGUAUCUCUUUUAAUGGCAGGCUGGGAUGAUGGAAAGCCAUAUCUUUUCCAGUGUGAUCCUUCGGUGAGUUAUCAAUCCCCUGUUUUCCCAUCAGAACAAAAUCAGAACCUUUUGCAAAUGGAUGGACCAAAUAACGGCGAAGGGUUUUAACACAUGCAAAUUUAUAACUUAGCGAAUGAUAAAAAGUCUAAAGACAUCGUUUUUCGCCUUAGUCUUUCUAAAACCGCUUGGCAAACCGGCGAAUUUCACGUCUUGUAUGUAAUGUUUAAGCAUUUUAGUCUAUACUACCGGUUUUUUUUUCAGAAAAAGAUUGAGUUUUAGCAUAGGAGAGCGCUCUCCACUUUCGGCACCAAACCCCCCACCCCCAGAAAAGGCUUGAUUUUGACGCUAUGAAAUAACAUUUCCCGCAUUUUGAGACAGCACUUGUGAGCAAAAAUAUAACCGUUUUUAAACAGAUUUGUAAUAGCGUUAUAAAACUUUAUAAAUGCAAACCUUUAUUUUCAUUUUGCCCUUGACUCUGAUCAUGACAUCUUUUGGGGAUGGAAAAAGAAUAAACAACGUUCAUGCACUUUUUUUCCUUUUACAAUUAUUCACAUUUGUCGCAAUUUCUUCAAAGUAUAUUGUGAAAAAUAUAAUUACAGACGAAAAUUGAGUUUCAAUGCUCAAUUGAAGGAUUCGGUUCUUACUACCGUAUACCGGUAGAAAAGUGCUUCUGUCAAUCUUUGCACGUCGGCAUUGCAAACUGCAACUUAUGAUCUCCCAAUUGCCCUUUAUAGCUUUUCUAUCCGAGAAGCCUUUGCCGUAACCACAUUUAAUUAUGUGAGCGUAAUUAUAAGUAUUUUUUAUAAUCAUUGUAGUUCAUAGUUCAGUAGUACCUCAUAUAUAAGAACGGCUGCAUAAUUUCUGCCCAAACGAAGAAUAUUAUAAACGGCUUUAGACAAUGAGGGCAUGAGGGCCACUUAUUUAGACAAUGAGGGCCAUGUUAUUUAGACAAUAGUACCUCAUAUAUAAGAACGGCUGCAUAAUUUCUGCCCAAACGAAGAAUAUUAUAAACGGCUUUAGACAAUGAGGGCAUGAGGGCCACUUAUUUAGACAUUAUAAACGGCUUUAGACAAUGAGGGCAUGAGGGCCACUUAUUUAGACAAUGAGGGCCAUUUAUUUAGACAAUCAGGGCCACUUAUUUAGAAAAUGAGGGCCACUUAUUUAGACAACGAGGGCCACUUAUUUAGAAAAUGAGGGCCACUUAUUUAGACAACGAGGGCCACUUAUUUAGACAACGAGGGCCACUUAUUUAGACAAUGAGGGCCACUUAUUUAGAAAAUGAGGGCCAUGCACUUAUUUAGACAAUGAGGGCCACUUAUUUAGACAAUGAGGGCCACUUAUUUAGACAACGAGGGCCACUUAUUUAGACAAUGAGGGCCACUUAUUUAGAAAAUGAGGGCCAUGCACUUAUUUAGACAAUGAGGGCCACUUAUUUAGACAAUGAGGGACACUUAUUUAGACAACGAGGGCCACUUUUAGACAAUGAGGGCCACUUAUUUAGGACAAUGAGGGCCACUGUAAACGGCAGUAGCUCACGCUGUCAUGUCGUACCCUCGGUAAAUAAAGUCAAUGAAAUGAAAAAAAAUAAUAUAUACAGCCUGACAAUUCAAGUUGAAUACCUGUGGAAAUAUUUCUACCUAUUCCAAACUUCUACUUAUUGCCGUCCAAUCGAAGCGCAUGACGUAUAUUUCUUUGUUCCUUGAGCAUAUCUGGGUGGAGCUUACGUUAGGAUACGGUUGAAGUGGAAAACGGCUUUAAUUGGGCAGAAACAAGAUAGUUGAAUAAUGUUGCGAUUUAAUAUAGGGAGCUUACUUCGCUUGGAAAGCCACUGCUAUGGGUAAAAACCAUCUAAAUGGAAGAACAUUUUUAGAAAAACGGUAAGUUUGGUUAAAGGACAUUGGCAACGAAAAUUUUUAUUGGCUAUUUCAAUCCUACUUGACAACCGAACUAUGAAAAUAUUACCAUUUCCGUCUUGAACAUUUUAGUCUACGAGUAAAAUGCAUGCAAACUUUGUGUUUCGGCCAGUUUCGCCGCCAUCUUGGAAAAUAUUUUUGAAAAAUUAUCUCGAAGGUCAAUGAACUUUGUGACGUCAUUGGCUGGGUAGCACCAAAACUACAAGCUAAAAAUAUGUCGUUUUGAGCGUUAUGCUGACCAACACUCUUCGCAAUCAAACAAGAGAAGUCUACACUAUCAGAUAAAAACAUAUCGAGCGACUGGGAAAGCAAGAAAUGGCGCAAUUUACAAUGCAGGUAAUUGAUCAUAAAAUAUUGCAUUAGUAUUUGCCUUGUUACACUCGAAUUUCUGCGCUUAUUUAACACGGAGUAGGAUGUAUACUAUGAGAAACAAGUUACAUACUUGGUAAAACUUUUCUGCCUUUUGUUUUGGCUCAAAAUGCACUACGUGUGGUAAUACACGGUAUUGUUUAUAGUUAUUAUGAGAUUGUGUUUACCCAGCCAAUGACGUCAGAUAAUGUAUUAGCAUACGCGCUUAUUUUCAAAAUGGCGGACAACUGUUCAAAUUUUCUGAAAUUCAAUCAAAUUUUCUCAGCAACUAAACGCGACAAACCGGCCAAAAUAUGAAAUUAAAUAUUCCGUAAGUAUACCUAAUAGAUAUAAGUAAUAAAAAUUUUGGUUGCCAGUGUCCUUUAAGGUAAAGUUGUUUAUUGAACACACCCUUUUGAUAAUUACGUCACACAUACUUUUUGAUCCCGGAGCCUCGCUCUCAUCAGUAAAUUACGCAAGGUGAUUGGCUCACGAUUCAUGAGAGCGAGGCUCCCAGGCCAAAUGACGUAAUUAUCGAAAGGGUGUAUUAUAGCCAAUAGGCCAUUUCCAAAUUAAGGUCGAAUGGCCACAAACUAAAGUUGUUUAUUGAACACACCCUUUUGAUAAUUACGUCACACAUACUUUUUGAUCCCGGAGCCUCGCUCUCAUCAGUAAAUUACGCAAGGUGAUUGGCUCACGAUUCAUGAGAGCGAGGCUCCCAGGCCAAAUGACGUAAUUAUCGAAAGGGUGUAUUAUAGCCAAUAGGCCAUUUCCAAAUUAAGGUCGAAUGGCCACAAACUAUUGGCUGAGAACGAGGCUUCGCGCUAAAUUGUGAUGUUUCUUUACUUUGUGUAAAUGUUAUUGUUGUUGACAAUUAGAGCGCAAUUCGGAAAUGGUCUGUUGUCUGGGUUUGUCGUGUAAAAUUGUCUGGCGUUGGACAGCGAAUUUUAAAGAGGGGUGCAUUGGAGCGCUCUGCCGCUUAAAGGAUUUGACUAAGUUCAAAUAAGAUCGGACGGUUUCGGACGUAUACAAAUUCGUCCGGAUGCAUUUGUUAACGCAGGAAUUCGUACCUUAAGCUUGUAUCAGUUCGACGGUUUCAUGCAUCCCGCCUGUGGGCUCGCGAAAUCGUCGAACUUUGAGGAUGGUUUCGACUUCAUCUUCGGCUCGUCCAUUUCAACCCUAUUGUAUUCUCUGCGUUUACGCUGUUUUUCGGUAAAAUAUGGUUGAAGUGGAAAACGGCCGCCCUACAGUCGUAACGGGAGGAAAUAAUUGAUGAAACGUUUUUCGUACUAAUUCGAUCAAUGUUAAUUCUAACGAAUUUAUAGAUUUACUCACGGAAAGCAUUAAAUUUACCGGGAUAACAUGCAGCCAAACCUCUUUCCAGCUCACUAUAUAUAGUAGGGAAAUCCUGUUAGAUUUCAUCCUAUUCCGUGUGAAUACAGAAUAAUUUGAUUUUUCUGUAUCCCUAGGUAUAAUGAUGAGUUGGAAUUAGAAGAUGCAAUACAUACAGCUAUAUUAACAUUAAAGGUAAAUAAGAUUUGUUUUAACACAUCAAGCUGGCCGCGAGUUGUUUUUGAGUUUUGCAAAGUUAGACUUGACAGUCGCACGUUUCACAAUAUUUCUAAGCAAGGGCGUAACUUUAAUAGGGCAUGUUUAUAUGGAGGCGAGUUGCCCGGCAAGGCGAGUUACUCGCCCAAGCGGGACAAACAAGCGCUCUGUUUCGGCAUUUGCCGCAUGUAUGAUUGUCACAGGCAUGGCAGGACGCCAAAAUGGCGCCAAAACACAAAAAGGAUUUAUAAGUCGUUUGAAACGUUACAAGACAUUACAAAGUGUUGUCAAAAUACAAGAAUAAGCGCCAAGAAAUUAAGGAAAACUCGUAUUUAUUUUUGAGCUAUUAUAUUUCAAAUGCAAAGCACAUACAUUCUAUCUCGGGCGGCCCGAGUUACCUGGGCAAAGUGUUUACAUGGUAAAUAUUCAUCUUGCCUAGGCGAUAUCCCGCCUCUUUCUGCCGGGAACUCGCCAAGGCGAGUUACUCGGCUGCAUCAUGUAAACAGUCACCCGGGAUUACUAUUAGUUUCUAUAACAGCUGGAAACUCGCCGUUGCCGAGUAACUCGCAUUGCCGGGUAACUCGCCUCCAUAUAAACAGGCCCUUAGUGUACUUUACGUUCAUUUGCCAUGUUUUGGAAGUCAAUGAUCUGAGUAUACGUACGUGCGUUGUUUUUUGCUAUAAUAAUUUAUAAACAUUGACAGUUUACUUGUUUGGAAAGCGUUGACACGCAUAAAUAAAUUGACAAUUCCUGCCCUUGAAUAGACACAAAUUCCGAGGUAUCCCGCCUGUACGUUUGAAGGGUUGAAAUAACUUCGCGGUUAUUGACUAUUGCGUUUGUUGUAUAAUAUAUAAAAACCGGUUUUCCACCAGCGCCGGAAUUUGUUUCGCGCGAAGCGGCGAAGUGAAAACGAAAUAUGUUGUCACAAACUGAAGAAAGGAAGGUACAAUUCAUCGAAAUAAUGCCAUCAUGCUUAUCUCAACCCAAACGAUUUCUGCUUGCCCAUUGUGGAAAUUUAUCUCGCCGACAAGAAUGAAAAAUUUUGGAAUCGUCAAACAAAAUCAUUGAACUGGACAUAAAAGUGUUAUACAUCGAGCUUGACUUAUACAGAGGAUCACAACUAACCAAUGAAAAGCGUUUGAAUUAAUGAACUAAAUCAUCCAAUGAUAACCCACGCUUUCUGGCCAAUCAUAUAAGCGAUCGAUUGUUCGCAAUCAAGCCAAUCAACGAUUUGUGUAGUUGUGUAUAUAAGGAGACGCGCCAAGCUUGAAUUCAUAGUCUCGUACAUUUGGUCGUGUUCAGCUGAAGACAAGAAACAAGAAAUUUCAAAGACUCUGUAGAAGAAAUGGCUCGUACAAAGCAAACUGCUCGCAAGUCAACUGGUGGAAAAGCACCAAGAAAGACCUUGGCAACGAAAGCUGCUCGAAAGAGUGCCCCAGCUACCGGUGGUGUGAAGAAACCUCACAGAUACAGGCCAGGAACUGUCGCUCUCCGAGAAAUCCGUCGUUAUCAGAAAUCCACAGAGCUUCUGAUCCGCAAGCUGCCUUUCCAACGUUUGGUUCGUGAGAUCGCACAAGAUUUCAAGACCGAUCUUCGAUUCCAAAGCUCGGCUGUGAUGGCCCUACAAGAAGCAAGCGAAGCCUACCUUGUUGGUCUGUUUGAAGACACGAACUUGUGUGCUAUCCACGCCAAGCGAGUGACCAUUAUGCCGAAAGAUAUCCAGCUGGCACGAAGAAUCCGCGGUGAACGAGCUUGAGUCAAGUCUACAGUUCAAACAAAAUAACGGCUCUUUUAAGAGCCAACAAAUUCUUCAAAAGAAUCAAACGAAAUCGAUCAUGUGUCGCUAGGGAGGUUGCUAUAGCUUACACAUUGCAUAAUCCAUGCAUAUUUGCAUUAAUAUUAUAUAGCUAUGAGUCAAUAUUGACUAACCAUGACGAGUGAAGCCAUAACAUUCAGUAGAAAAAUUUUAGUCUGAAAAUAUUCACAAGUUUUACAUUGUCAUUGCCAUGCGAUUCUGGCUACUUAUUGCGUAACUAAAGUUGUGAACUUUGCUGUUCGUGUUUGUAUAUUAUUGCAGCGAACUUGUCUAAACACAAUGGACCAUUUGCAUUAUAGACUAAAUUUUGAUCUAAACAAGUCUAGACAAAAAUUUCACCACAGCUUGAAAGAGCAACACAAAAUUAGUAAUAUUCCAAAAUUUCGUUACGAAAUCUUGUAAAAUGCGGAUAUAUAGCCUUGCGAAGUUUGCCGUUUUUCAGUCAUUUUGUAUUACGCGGGGGAAAUUGACAGCCCACUACCCUUUGGGGCUGUCAAUUAGUGGGCUGUCAAUUUCCCGUUUGUAAUACAAAAUGGACUGAAAAACGGCAAACUUCGCAAGGCUAUAUUAUCCGCAUUUUACAACAUUUCGCAACGAAACUUUGGAAUAUUACUUACUAAUUUUGUGAUGCUCUUUCAAGCUGUGAUGAAAUUUUUGUCUAGACUUGUUGAGAUCAAAAUUUAGUCUAAGUAUAAGUAUAAGUAUAAUGCAAAUUGUCCAUUCACCUCCUAUUCUCUAAAGUAAUUCGUGCUGUAAAUUGUAUGUAAUGGUAAAUUCUCGCAACUGGCCUCUCUCGCAACCGGCCUCGCCAAAAUGCAUUGGAUUAUAUUUUCAUCAUACGACGUUGUUUAUAUAUUAAUCCUGAUGUGUAGGCGGCAGGAAUUUAGUAUUUUUAUGCUUCGAAGUUGAGUACGGGCACAUUUUACGACCACGUUAAACCGAAGUGGUGUGUUGCCGAUCACCAAAUUUUCUUCCAGUAACUUGGUUGCGACAACGAAAUAUUUUUGUAGUGUAAUUAUCGAAGGAAUUGCUUUUGUCCAGAAGACAACCAAGCUCGUUUAAUGUAAUAACACAGCCAGUUUCAUUGAUGCAUUUCCGCCAUGAAAGGAACUUCGUAAAUAAAUUAUUAAUUAGCGCAGACAAAACACCCACAAUAUCGCACAUUAUUUGUUCAGUUUCUUGAAUUUCGGUAGUAAAGUAGUGUGAUGCAUAUUGUGUAUCGCUGUAUAUCUAACCCUAACUCAAAUCUAACCCAAAUCUAACCCUAACUCAAUUAAUAUAAAAAAUCCAAAAGUGAAAACCUUGUGACACCGGAGUCUGAGACAGCACGCAAGGCCUUUUCUAUGCACCACAAGUUAAAAUAAGGCUUUUAUAGUGUUAUCUUUUUAUGUUUUCAGGAAAGUUUUGAAGGUCAAAUGACCGAGGAAAAUAUCGAAGUGGGUAUAUGUACUGCAUCAGGUUUCCGUCGUCUACCACCUGCCGAAGUUAAAGAUUAUCUUGCUUCAGUACUAUAG
Molecule: messenger RNA, 9004 nt
Organism: Paramuricea clavata
Lineage: Eukaryota; Metazoa; Cnidaria; Anthozoa; Malacalcyonacea; Plexauridae
Source: the annotation of a GenBank genome assembly